Messenger RNA from Cydia fagiglandana, 548 nucleotides. RefSeq lists its product as uncharacterized. The coding region runs from base 16 to 531 and encodes 171 amino acids. The transcript has 3 exons. NCBI's taxonomy places the organism in Eukaryota, Metazoa, Arthropoda, Insecta, Lepidoptera, Tortricidae. The record is from RefSeq and is a predicted model, not a curated record.
GCGCCACGCUAUAUAAUGGCGUCGGCGUUGCCAUGUCUCCAUUCUCGUCGCCGCUCCCGCCGACACCGCCGCGCCGCCGACGCCAUGUCGCCGCUCGCUCGCUCGCUGCUCGCGCUCGCCGCGAUACUCACUGUGUCAAACGCUAAAAUCACGCUCGUCGAUAUAGGACUGGGAACAAAAUGCGUUAAAUUUAUUAUGGAUAUCACGCCAAGACCUGUGCCAUAUCAACCGGGCCGUGGUUCUAGAUUUACAUUGAUGACUGACGGGCACAGUCAACCGCUGACAGGAAUUCCCAAUAAAUGUGCGGCGAACAACGCAGAGGUAGCCAGGCAGACGGUAGAGGUAUGCAACGAGUACCCCACGCCUUACGGACCCCAACCCUUACCUCCGACAGUCCAGGCCCUCGCUGGCCAGGUGCUGUCACCCGUGUUCGGGUCCUGUGGCGACGACACUGAGUGUGGACCUCUGCUAUGGAAGAUUGAGCAGGACUGUAGAAUCCCUGUUAGACCACUCAUGGCAAGUGUCCACUAAUAAGGUUAGAUGGGGUA